This is a messenger RNA of Hemiscyllium ocellatum (epaulette shark), 3489 nucleotides long. RefSeq names its product splicing factor 1 (gene sf1). Lineage: Eukaryota; Metazoa; Chordata; Chondrichthyes; Orectolobiformes; Hemiscylliidae. Gene Ontology annotation, biological process: regulation of mRNA splicing, via spliceosome. The record is from RefSeq and is a predicted model, not a curated record. Bases 251 to 2215 code for a protein of 654 amino acids. The transcript has 12 exons. Gene Ontology annotation, molecular function: mRNA binding; zinc ion binding. Gene Ontology annotation, cellular component: nucleus.
CCCGCCCCUCCGUUCGUCAAACCGUCUCCCCCUGAGGCCGCGGCCGCCAUGUUGUGGCGCCGACGCCGCUCGGUCUCCGGCGUCUCCUCCGCGGCCUCCCCGCUCUGAGCCGCCGCUGCUUUACCUCAGCUUUGAGUCUCCCCUCGCUGGCGGCUGGCGGCGGCGGCUUGGUGAGGGAUCGGGUUUACCCUCAGCCACCUUCCGCCCCCUCCUGCCCCCUCGGGGACGGUGCGGGUGAAGUGAGAGGGAAAUGGCGAGCGGGGCCCACACCUCCCCCGCGGGCGGUAAGAUGCUGCAGGCCGUGGCCAACAAACGCGGGAUCGAGAGCCCAGCGCUCGACGAUGACUUUGGACAGAAGAGGAGGAAAAGAAGUCGCUGGAGCAAUGAGACUUCGGAUCAGAAAACAGUCAUUCCUGGGAUGCCAACUGUGAUUCCACCUGGACUGACCCGUGAUCAGGAGCGUGCUUAUAUCGUGCAACUUCAGAUUGAAGACCUGACCCGCAAACUGCGUACUGGAGACCUUGGUAUCCCCCCAAACCCUGAGGACAGGUCCCCCUCACCUGAGCCAAUCUACAACAGCGAGGGCAAGAGGCUCAACACCCGAGAGUUCAGAACUCGGAAGAAGCUGGAAGAGGAGAGGCACAACCUCAUUCAGGAGAUGAUUGCCCUCAACCCUGACUUCAAACCGCCAGCAGAUUACAAGCCACCGGCCACACGUGUGAGUGACAAGGUGAUGAUCCCGCAGGAUGAAUACCCAGAGAUCAAUUUUGUCGGCCUGCUGAUUGGACCCAGAGGCAACACGUUGAAGAAUAUCGAGAAAGAAUGCAAUGCCAAAAUCAUGAUCCGAGGGAAAGGCUCAGUGAAGGAGGGCAAGGUUGGCCGGAAAGAUGGACAGAUGCUGCCAGGGGAAGAUGAGCCACUGCAUGCUCUGGUCACAGCAAAUACGAUGGAGAAUGUGAAGAAGGCAGUGGAGCAGAUCCGAGGUAUCCUCAAGCAAGGUAUUGAAACCCCGGAGGAUCAGAAUGACCUGCGGAAGAUGCAGCUGAGAGAGUUGGCCCGACUCAAUGGCACUCUCCGGGAAGAUGACAACAGGAUACUGAGACCUUGGCAGAGCACAGAGCCCAGGAGCAUCACCAACACAACGCUGUGUACGAAGUGUGGUGGGGCAGGUCACAUUGCUUCUGACUGCAAAUUCUCCAGGCCAGGAGACCCACAGUCUGCUCAAGACAAGGCACGAAUGGACAAGGAGUAUUUGUCGCUGAUGGCCGAGCUAGGAGAGGCUCCAGUGCCUGCAUCAUCGUCUUCAGCACAUACGAGCUCCGCACAGCCGAGUGUCCCACGGACUUCUGGGCCAGCCAGCAGUCAGCAGCAGCUUCCAAAUAGGCCUCCGUGGAUGAGCUCUGGUCCCUCGGACGCCAACAGGCCCUACCACGGGAUGCAUGGUGGGCCACACCCGGGUUUCCCCCCUCCUAUGCCCAGCAUGGGUGGGCAUCCGCUGUCCCACAAUCCCAAUGGGCCUCCACCUCCAUGGAUGCAGCCACCGCCACCUCCAAUGAGCCAGGGUCACCCUCCUGUGCACCCCCCCAUGAACAUGAUGCACCACCCAAUGGGCAUGUUGCCGCCGCCGCCUCCACCUCCAGCCAGCCAGCCUCCACCCCCACCCAGUGGCCCCAUCCCACCCUGGCAACAACAGCAGGCCCAGCAGCAGCAGCAGCAGCAGCCGCCACCACCACCCAGCAGCAGUAUGGCCUCCAGUGCACCCUUACCCUGGCAACAGAGUGAAUACCAGCACCACGACGACUACUACAGCGAGCGUCCCUCCAUGGCAGCAGCAGCCGCAGCAGCCUCAGCCUCAGCCGCAGCCGCAGCAGCCUCAGCCACAGCAGCCCCAGGUGCAGCCCACCCCCGCCUCCAGCGCCGCCCCGCCCCCGCCCUUGCCUGCCGCCCCUUCUAUGGUCCCCCCUCCCCCUGGGGUCCAGCCUCCCCUUCCCCCCGGGGCGCCGCCCCCACCGCCCCCUCCCCCGCCCGGCACGGCAGGCAUGAUGUACGCCCCGCCCCCUCCCCCGCCCAUGGACCCCUCCAACUUUGUGAUGAUGGGAAUGGGCGUGCCAGGCAUGCCACCCUUUGGAAUGCCCCCCGCCCCGCCCCCUCCCCCUCCCCAGACCUAAAGCACCCCUUUUUCCGAUACCGAUAUCCUCGAACCAUGUUCAGAUAGAGAAAGGAAUUCAUUCUAGAGGGAGCCAGGGUCGCAGUGUUGCCCGCUGGCAUCCUGUCUUGCCAGGGCACGUUUGUGCUUUUUUUUAUCGUUUUAGAAUCAAAAAAAAAAGGGGUGAAAACAGGCAACUGUUUUUAAACCAAAAAGAUAAAUUAGCGGACAGCCUCUGCACCUUGAUGGGAUAGAACCGAUCGGAGCCUUUAGAUGAAGACGGUGGUUGUGAAGAGGGGCUUGGCCUGAAGUAGAAACAGUAUUAAGACCACGAGCUGUCUCUCUCUCCCCCUCUCUCUUUCUCUCUGUCUCUGUCUGUCUGUCUCUCUCUCUCUCUCGCUCUCUUGCUGUCUCCCCUCCCUCCCUGUCUUUCUCUUUCUCUCUGUUGUAAAUGAAUCACUUACACUGCGUCUCUGAAGCAUCAGUCUGCACCUGGGUUGGGCUGCGGAUGGUUAUAAAGAGGGAAGCAAUUUGGGUGCCACGCGCAGUCCGAGAUCCUGUUUGUGCUGGCAGAGGGCAAGCUGCCCAGCAGGUCACUUGUGGUUGGCGGGGGGAAGGGAUGGGGUUCGGUGCAGUCGCUGUCUCCAGGUCACGCCUUAACCCUGGCCCCCACCCCGUCCCCCUACCCUUCUCCUGAGAGAAACAUGUGGAAGCUGGGCUGUUGGUGCUGUAUAUUCCUCCACCCGUGAGAUUAUCUCCUGUGUUUGAGUACCUUCUACAGAGAGUCCACCAGGGAACUGGACUGGGCAUUGACGUCAUCUGUAUAAAGUUGGAGUGACUGCCCGUGCUGUUUCUUGCUCGGAGUGGUGGUGGUGGUGGUGGUGAUGGUAGGGGCAGGCUGCAUAAUGGGAGAGAGCUGGAGGAGAGAUCGAACAUCCGUGUAGUUGUUCUCUUUAAAUUAAAAAAACAGCGACAGUCCAUCCUGUCUUUCACCACGUGACCCCGCAAUCUUUACGAAGACGUACGUCCAAGAUGGCUUCCCAGUUCUUUGUUUUUUUCAAAAAAAAGCAGGCUGCUACCGCCACUCUGUACGUCGCUAACUCAUGCUGUGAUCAGUGUUUUGUCUCAUCCGGUGACUUGUUUUUAAACCCUGUGUUGAGUUUCCUUUUUUUUCGCUAUUGUGAAAUGAUGUAAACCAUUCUUGACUCCCGCGGUGAGCGUUGCAUGACGAUCGCGUUUUAUUUUGUUGCUCUCAACUUCCCCCCCCCCCACCCCUCCGAUCCCCCUCACCCGCUGAGCCGCGGUUUAUUUUCUCUUGUGUUUCCCGUUCUCUUCCCCCCACU